Molecule: messenger RNA, 11462 nt
Organism: Hemibagrus wyckioides
Lineage: Eukaryota; Metazoa; Chordata; Actinopteri; Siluriformes; Bagridae
Gene: shank1
Product: SH3 and multiple ankyrin repeat domains 1
Exons: 27
Coding region: 466-7848 (2460 amino acids)
Cellular component (GO): dendritic spine; postsynaptic density; postsynaptic membrane
Molecular function (GO): synaptic receptor adaptor activity; ionotropic glutamate receptor binding
Source: RefSeq, a predicted model, not a curated record
ACCAACCAGCUGAAAGAGACUGAGGGAUCAGGUCUGUUUGAACGACUGAGAGAGAGGGAGGGAGAACGAGAGAGAGGGAGAGGGAGGGAGAGAAGGAUUGUCAGAAGUGUUACUAUAGCGCUUCUAGUCCUCCAGAACGCCGUGGAUAUCCCUCCCAUUUCUCCGGUCUCUCCCAGCCAUCCCUCGCCUCGCUCUACAAUGUGAUUUCCAGAGGUCCGUUUACUGUUGCUGUUAUUUCUUUUUCUCCAUUUCUUUUUUCACCUCCCCAUUUUUCUUUCAUCUCCCUCCCUCGUUUCUUUCUCUCUGUUUCUCUCUGUUUCGCUGUGCCGCUGCUGCUGCUGGAUUUGUUGUCUCGUUAAAUCUUGAGGGAUCUGCAAACGAGAGACAACCGAAGAAGACCACCAUCGGAAGACAUGCAUCUUUGGGGAUGAUGCUGUUGCUGUGGGUACCACCCUUCCUGUCGCCAUGACGAUGCCACUCAGCCCCCUCUCCAGUGACGAGGAGCAGCAGAAGAUGCUGGGGAACAGUCAGCACCUGUAUCCAGGGGCGGAGGAGGAAGAGGAGGAAGAAGAAGGGGAAGAAGAGGAAGAGCUGGAGGACGAGUAUCAGGAUGAGGAUGGAGAGGAGGAGGAGAACGGAGAACUGAACGGAGAAGAAGAUGAGGAUGAUGAAGAGGAGGUGAGGAGAGGAGGAGGAGGAGGAAGGCCAGAAGGGCGUAGGCAAAAAGCUUCUGGGAGAUCUGUGAGAGCUACAAACCCAGGGCACACGACCAAUCCUUAUUCCUCAAAUCCUGGCCCCACCCACCAACCGGCAGCCAAUCAGCAGCAGCAGCAGCAGAAGAGGUUGAGGAGAGGGUCAAGCUCCGCCCUUGAUGAUACACACAUCGCACUGAUGGUGUUCCGUAUCGGCAUUCCUGAUAUCAAACAGACGAAGUGUUUGCGCUUUAACCCUGAGGCGACGGUGUGGAAAGCGAAGCAGCAGGUGUUGUGUAGUCUCACCGAGUCUCUGAGAGACGUCCUGAACUACGGUCUUUUCCAGCCAGCUACGGACGGACACGAUGCCAAGUUCCUGGAGGAGGAGAGGCCACUCCGAGAUUACCCACAAUCCUUCGAGAAAGGAGUGCCUUACCUGGAGUUUCGCUACAAAACCCGAGUGUAUAAGCAGACCAACCUCGAUGAGAAGCAACUUGCCAAGCUGCACACGAAGGCCAGUCUGAAAAAGUUCAUGGAGUACAUCCAGUCCAGCAGCGUGGACAAAGUGGCUAAGCUCCUGGACAAGGGGGUCGACCCCAACUAUCAUGACCCUGAAACAGGAGAGACGCCCCUGACGCUGGCUGUACAGUGUGAGCCGGGAGCCGGUGAGGUCAUCAGGGUUCUGGUGAUGGGCGGAGCUCACAUCGACUUCAGGGCCAAAGAUGGACUCACGCCUCUGCACAAAGCCGUCCGAGCUCACGCACACACCGCCCUGCUGACUCUGUUGUCUAUGGGAUCCUCUCUGGACUAUAAAGACCGCCGAGGCCUGACGCCACUGUACCACACGGCGCUGAUGGGAGGAGACACGUCCUGCUGUGAGACGCUGCUGUAUCACAGAGCCAAGAUUGGCGUGAGAGACGAGAAUGGCUGGGACGAGACACACCAGGCUUGUCAGAAUGGAAACUCACAGCAUCUGGAGCAUCUGCUGUUUUACGGCGCUGACUCUUCGUCCCAGAAUGCCUCAGGAAACACCGCCUUACACAUCUGCGCUCUCUACAACAAGGAGAGCUGCGCACGAAUCCUGCUGUACCGCGGAGCUAACAAGGACAUAAAGAACCACAGCGGACAAACGCCGUUUCAGGUGGCUGUGAUGUCAGGACAUUUUGAACUGGGAGAGAUUAUUAAAAAUCAUCGGGAUUCAGAUGUUGUGCCGUUUUUGGAAUCACCGAAAUUCGCCCCCCAGAGGCGAGAGAGCGGUCGUACGCUGGCUCCGCCCCAUCCACACCCGUUCCUCCGUGCCAACAGCGACAACAGCAUGAACGUUCCUGAAUGGCUGGCCUUCCCCAAUGCGCCCAUGCCCAACAUUGUCUCUGUGCAGGGUCUGAAACAUGGUGGAACAUUGCGCAGCUCCAGCAGUCCCCGGGGAGCCCGAACACGUUCCCCAUCCCGAGGCCGGACAGGAGACAGAGACGACCGCAGCAGACAGAGCCGGAGACAGGGGCCGGGCUCCAUCAGUUCACAGGGCGCAGCUCCGGCUCAGCGAAGGCGUCUAUACAGUGCCGUGCCGGGGCGAGUGUUUGUGGCUACGCGCUCACACACAGCGCAGGGCGAGCGUGAGAUCAGCCUCAACAAGGGAGACAAAGUCAAAGUACUGAGUGUUGGAGAGGGUGGAUAUUGGGAAGGGACUGUGAGAGGACGGACCGGGUGGUUCCCCUCGGACUGUGUGGAGGAGGUGGCAGCUCGCAGCCUGGACCACCGCUCAGACAGCCGUAGUGAGAAGACCAAGAGACUUUUCCGUCAUUAUACUGUGGGAUCGUACGACAGCUUCGAUGCACCAAGUGACUACAUAAUCAAGGAGAAAACAGUGCUCCUGCAGAAAAAAGACAGCGAGGGUUUCGGCUUUGUGCUGAGAGGGGCCAAGGCACAGACACCCAUUGAAGAGUUUACACCCACCCCAGCCUUUCCAGCACUGCAGUACCUUGAGUCUGUCGACGAGGGAGGCGUGGCCUGGAGGGCUGGUCUACGGAUGGGUGACUUCCUGAUCGAGGUAAAUGGUCAGAAUGUGGUGAAAGUCGGCCACAGGCAGGUGGUCAACAUGAUCAGACAAGGCGGAAACAGUCUGAUGGUCAAGGUGGUGAUGGUAACCCGCAAUCCUGACAUGGAGGAAGGCUCUCGAAAGAAAAUCCCACAGCAGAGUAAAAGGCUGAGCACUCCGGCCAUCGCACUGCGCUCCAAGUCCAUGACCUCAGAGCUGGAAGAGAUGGUUGACAGAGCUUCAGCCCCGUGGAAAAAAAAACCAGAGUUUGAAUCCUCACAAGCUACUGAGAAGAAAAGGACCGUCUAUCAGAUGGCUUUGAACAAGCUGGAUGAGAUUUUAGCCGCGGCGCAGCAGACCAUCAGCACCAACGAGACUCCAGUGCCACGGGGUCAAGCAGUGAAGCGGGAGAGAGGCCGGGGCUUUUACAACGAGUCCAAUUUCGAUCAAUCAGGGACGGGAAUAACGCCAGGGACUGGCUAUGACCGAGGCCCGUUUGUGUCUGGCCACGCCCCCCAGCACGGUAUGCUGCGACAGAAGUCCAUCGGGGUUCCUGAGGAGGAGAAGCAAUUCCUUCAUCCUCCAGCUAUGAAGUUUGCACGAAGCCUUUCAGUCCCUGGCCCAGAUGACAUUCCCCCUCCACCAACCACAGCGCCCCCUGAUCCCCCUUUCUCCUCUGCUCCUCCUAUGGGCUGGAGGGGCAAGUCAUCCCAACAGCCUUCAGUAUCAGUGUCACAGUCUACCUCCACCUCCACCCACUAUCAGCUUUAUUCCCAGUCAUCUCACUAUACUCAUGGACCAAGAGACAGGUCCCCUGGACCACCCACAAGCUCUGCAGUUUCAGACCAUGCAACUUCUUAUUCUCAUGCCCAAGCGCACCCCUCUGUCCCCAGCAGGACUGCUUCUCGAAAGGUUGUGGGUUACACUGGAGAUUCCUCAGGAGCUGGGGGAGCAGCAGGGGCAAGGGCAGCUGGUUUGAGAAGAGGCUACAGCAAUGCAGUUCCACCCACUAGUGUGGCCACAGUGAUGCCUCAGCAACAACAGACUGCUCAGAGCCAGCAAGCAAGAGUGGAGCGCACAACAGCAGGUACAGCAGCUGCAGGUGGAGUCCAGAAAGCAGGUGUCCGACGAGGCAAGGGGCCUCUUGUAAAGCAGUCAAAGGUAGAAGACUUACGUUCUGGUCAGGGCACGCUAGGAAGUAAAGAUUCUGUGGAAAAGAGCUCCAUUCCUAUUCCAACCAUCAUAGUCAAAGCUCCCUCCACUAGCAGCAGUGGACGCAGUAGCCAAGGAAGCAGUGUUGAAGCUGAUGUGCCCCUUCCAGGAGAAAGCGACAGCUCCAAAGCCCCACCCAUUGCGCCUCCACCUGCCCCCACUAUGCCCCCACCUGAUCCACCAUCAGUCCCUCCACCACCACCACCAUCACUGCCACCACUCAGACCUCAGGAGAACCUGGAUUUCACUAGCCAGUUUGGUGCUGCCAUUGUGGGAGCAGCCCGCAGGGAUCGUGAACGCUUCCAUGAAGCUAGACGGAAGAGUGCCUCCUUUUUUCUCUCUGCUGAGGAGGAACUGGCAGGUAGUACUGGGCUAGCAGGAAUAGGAAGGAGUCAGGCCUCCCAGCAGCAGCUGCAGCAGCAACUGAGCUCCCAGCCUACACCUCGCCUGAGACCCUCCAAAUCUAUUGAUGAGGGCAUGUUCUCAGGUGACACAUUCAUUCAACAUGCUCGCAGCAUGCCACCUGCCUUUGGUUUACCAGAAUAUUCCACAUCUGCACCUCUAGGGGACUAUCAGCCUAAGUCUGUACCUGCUGACUUCUACCUGGGAGCCAGUCGUCAACAGCCACAACAGGCACAGCCUACCACCACCUUUAUCCACCCACUGACAGGGAAAGUUCUAGACCCAUCCUCACCACUGGGCCUGGCUCUAGCCGCACGGGAGCGUGCCCUAAAGGAUGAUGGACGAAUGCGCAGGGAAAGGGCUAGUGAACACCAUUUCACCCGCCAACUCUCAACCGUGGGACCUUUUCCUUCAUCUGCUGCACCACCAUCAUCACUGCUUUCUCACUCAGUCACUCCCUCUUCCUCCAUGAUCUCUUCUGCUGCUCAGUCCACCGGCUCUUCCUCAUACCUUGUCACAUCCUCCUCACUUGCUGCCACCACCACCUCCACUCGGCCUCCCUCACCCAGGAUCCUUAGAGGAGCGGGAGGAGGUUGGACAGAGGAGACUGGAGAACGUGCUGAGAGAGAGGCUGCAGGAGCUGCACCAUCCAGGGAAGGGCUGAGGGUUCGUUUCUCUGAGGACAAAACAGUCCACACACACCACUACCAGUCUCAGCACUACCAACCCACACAGAAGGAACGGGAAAGAGAGAGGCAGAGGGAACGUUCCCGGGAACGAGAGAGGGAGAGAGAGAGGGAGAGAGAGAUGGAAAGAGUUCAGAGCCAGCAGCAACAGCCAUCCACACAGCUGACUUCUCAACAACCUCGAAGACCAUCCUUCCUGAGGAUGGAGAGUGAAGCAGGAACUUACAUGCUCUCUCUCACCCCUCCAUCUCCUCCGCCUACUGCCAUGACAACAAGCACAGCAGCAGGACCAGGGACUGGAGGAGAGGGAGGCAGUGGUCUGGGACUGAUGGUCCUCCCUCCUCCAGCUCCUUCAGUGGACGCAGAUGAUGAAUUUGUGUUUGCUGAACCUUUGCCACCUCCACUUGAAUUUGCUAACAGUUUUGACCGUGGAAUAGGUUAUUCUGCUAUAAUCACUAACAACCUUGCAGCAACUCGGCAGCAACAACACCAUUCAGCACCUCCACCUCCACCGCCACCUCCACCUCCCCCAAAAGAUGCCUUUAUGACUGGCUUCCCUGCUCACACACCCCUGCCCUCUCCACAGGCUGGUGACUCCACCACCUCUAGUCUUACUUCCUAUGAUAGUGAAGUUGCUAAUUUGACUCAGUCUGCCCCUUCUCCUUCAUCGGCUUCUUCAAACCCUCCCCCACCUCCUUCACCAUCCACCCUACAACCUUCUGGACCCCCUCCACCUCCCUCUGUGUCACCACCUCCUCCUCCCUCUUCCUACCACAGACCUUUCAGCUUGUCUCAGACCCACCACCUCUAUAACAGCACUCCUGCAACCAGACGUGCCACUUCUCCCACACCACCACUUAUCACAAUCCCAGCUCCCCCUGCCUAUGGGGGACCUCCUGCUGCUUCUUCCACCCCAUCUACGUCUGCCGCAUUGAGAGGGACUUCCAACCUCUCCAUGACCUCAACCUGUGCCACCGCAACCACUACCAUUACAAGUGCUGUUGCUGCUAGCACUGCGCCUGCUGUUAGCCUGCACACCCAGCGCAUGGCAACUGUUUCCACAGUGGCUACGGGGAGUGGGAGUAGGCGGCCCAGUGCAGAGCACCACCCACCACCCACCUCAGCCAUGGCCAAGAGUGGCGAGUCCCAGGAGACUGUGGUGGACUCUGGUAUUGAGGAGCUAGACAGCCGUAGCAGCAGUGACCACCAUCUGGACAGCAUCCUGGCACUUAGCAGUGGGGGAGUCCGAGAAAGGCUGGAGAGAGCAGUGGAAAGUGACAGAACAAGUGGAGCAGAUUUCUUAGAGUCCUACAUGAGCUAUCUGGAUGGACAGACUUUUGAAAUGCACAACACUAAAGCAGCAAGCACUGCUUCCACGUACCCUAAAACGCAACGGUAUAGAGAGGGCAGCCGUGCAUCAGAGCUCAGACGGCAGACCAGCACGGCUCCACCGGCCUAUCACAGACGCCGUGGGGAGGAACAGCCUGAGGAGGAGGAGGAGCCAGAGGACGGAGAUGAAGAGGACAUGGGCACUCGAGAUGGUUACAGCAUUAGGGAAGGACAAGGACUGUCUCGCUCUGCUGUCAUGUACUUUGAACGGCCCCGAACGCCUGAGAUGAAGCCCCUUUGGGGUGAUGGGUCAUCUAGUGCUACACAGAUAGUAACUGAAAGUGGAGCUCAGUCUGAUGGGUCUUAUCUAGAAGGGCGUAAAUUGCACCCACCCAUGUCUGGCAUGAAAGCGAGCAUCAUCAGUGAACUGAACACCAAAUUGCAACAAAGGAGCAAGGGAAUGGAGAACUGGGGAGCACAGCGAUCACUCAGCAGGCACAGGUUCUCUGAGGACUCAACAGGUGCACUGAGCCCUCCAUCAGUACGCUCUCCCUCUCCAUCUCCUCUGGCUCAGCCUGCACUAUCUCCGUCUCCUACAGCUUCCCCCCAUCCUCCUCUCUACCCAAACUGGGCUCGCUCACCUUCCCCACAGCCUCCUAGUGCCCCUUCUCAACCUCCCUCCAGUGCCCCUGGCACCACUGCCCGCUCCCAUUCACCUGUUUCGCCUUCAGCUUAUGCACCCUAUCCCACUUCCCCUAAGCACCGUCCUGUUUACCGUUCCAAAGCCCUUGAGUUCCAAUUCAUCCCAAGCAGGGAGUCACGUAAGGCAGAGUCUCAGCGCCGACGAGCACCCAGUCCCCUCAUCUCUCCCUCAGAGCGUCCCAAACUAGGUCCCCCGCGCCCGUCUUCCCUCCCAAUUCUUCCUACUACACCACUCUACAGCAGCUUAUAUGACCUACGUGGUUCUAUCACUCCUCCAUCUCCUGCUAAUCCCCUAGGAGACUCUUACUUCUCUCCGUCUCCUCCUCUGUUUGCUCCUUCUGGAGCACCACCACCACCCAAUUCGUCCCUGGUGGUCUCUCGCUCCCUUUCACCCACUCACUUCCUCUCCGGUUCAUCUUCCCCACCACUUCACUCUAUAGCUCCACCCACUUGUCUGAGUUACCCUCACUUGCCUCCUCCAUCCCCGUCCAAGCCCUUUGCCUCCAAGCCUCUGCCCUACUGGACCAAGUAUGACGUAGCUGAUUGGCUGGCCUACCUGAACCUGGCUGAGCACAGGGAGCGCUUCCUGGACAAUGAGAUUGAUGGCACGCACCUGCCUUCGCUGACCAAGGAAGACUUCCUGGACCUUGGUGUUACUCGUGUGGGCCAUCGCAUGAAUAUAGAGCGAGCACUCAGGAGGGUGAUGGACAGGUUGUCCUCUAGCCCUUUCCCCGUUUCUGCCCUCUCCCCGCGAGAUGGAAGAGCCAGGGACGAAGGCGCCCGGAGCUGAGAGGACAGACCCGAAGCUAGAAGGACACUAAGUACAAAAUGACAAAACUCUGAGCAACUGUGGCUAUCUGAGGCUGACAAACCUCUUCACAAACAGGAGCAACCAGGGCAUCACCGUUACCAGGGAAAGUUGAGAGGAAUGAAAAGUAAGAGAUGCAGGGAUGGAAGACGGGAAUACCGAGCUUAUCCGGCAACGACCCACCUAAACACACCUCACAGAUCACUCGCAAACCAAGGUGCAUUCUUACACACUCACGUACUUUCACUGAUCAAAGAAGGGCCUGAAGUGUAAAGCAGUUACAGGAAACCCUAAAAACAUCAACAGGACCAUAAUCUGAGCCAAAUACUCUGAGAGAAACAAUCGAACGUAUUUAUUGCAUUUCUUGGUUUGUUGAUAUAUUAUUAUUUAUGACACAAGAGUGAUACUGAGUCAUCCAUUGCACUCUUUCUCUUUUUUUUGUCAGUGUCGCACGUGACUCUAUGCCUUACUCUCCCUUUUCUGAUUGGUUCUUGGUCGGUACUCCUUAACCAAAAAACAAAACAGUGUCAUUGUGUAAUUGAGGAAAGAGAUCAGUUGGUUAAAACCUAGGUGCUCAGAGCAGUGGCCAGUUUACUGCCUAAUACCUAACUCGGAGAGUGUGUGUACACCCAACAAUCCCUCUUCUGUAUGUGUGUGUGUGUGUGUGUGUGUGUGUGUGUGUGUGUGAAUGAACUAAAUGAUGUUGGGAGGUUGUUUUUACCUUUGGAGACAUUCGCUAAGGCUUGCUGAUGUUGUAUUUUGCUAGAAUCUUCUCAUGGCAUAUAUAUAUGUGUGUAUAUAUAUAUAUAUAUAUAUAUAUAUAUAUAUAUAUAUAUAUAUUUAUAUAUACACACACACAUAUAUAUAUAUAGAUAUAUACACAUUAACUGACUGGUCACUGUAUUACAAACCCGUAGCAAAAAACGAACAAAAGAAAAACUAAAAACAAGUGCCCAGACCAACAGGAUACACACUCACACACACUCACUUACCCAGUGCAGCAUCAGGCUCACCUCCGUAAAUAUGAACAUGCCAUUUAUUCACAAUAAAAAAAUGGGACAUCAUUAUCUACAGUCGGACCAGAGGUGAACGACAUGAACAAAAAAGAAAACCUUCACCAUUUUUACUAGACUCUCGACCAGUUGAAGUGACUGCUACUCCAAUCGACUGAACAGCGAUCCGGAGGUUCAUUGUCCAUAAUGGAGGCGGGAGAGGCCGAAAUCUCUUUCCUCUUUCGAAAUCACUCCUCCUUUCACAAUAGCUCUCUUUAAUAGGAGGCGAAGUGGGAUGUGCAUCCAGAUGCCCUGAAUUUGUGGCAUUCAUGCUUAUACCUGUUUUAAUAUGACGAUUGUUCUUAUAACAAAGACAUUUUUAAACUUUAAAAGGGUCUGGAAUACUAAUGUUGUUAUAUAAAAGAAGAGAGAUUUAUUGUUAUUUAGCGCAGUUCAUUGCUCUCAUGGUCCUUGCUGUUAUCAGAUGAAGCUAUGCCAUUCUGUUCCCCUUUACUCGAUGUGUCCAGGUAAGAGGUGUCUCUGUGAGGGCGGAGCUCGGAUCGUGUGGUAUCACCACACUGUUGCUUAGAAAUGCCAUUGAUUUAGCUCAUGUUAGCUAGCUGGCUAACCUAGUAAUUACUAGUUUAUCUACACACUAAAUAGUUUGCCUGGUGUAUCUAACAUUAGAUGCUCCGCCUACAUGAUAUAUAUAUAUAUAUAUAAUUUUUUUUUUUUGUAAACUGAUUGUCUCUGCAGACUUCUGUGUGAAAAUCACGACGGCUUUUUGUAGCAAGAUAAUAACCGCUGGUUUAUUUGGAGAUUUGUUGUUUGUUUUUGUUCUCGUGAAAGAAGUUCUCGGCCAUGUUUACUGAAGAAACGUGCAUUAACUAGUUUGCUUUGUAGUCACACAAGCUAUUGAUAAAUACAGCAUGGUACACGCUAACAUGGCCAAGAUCCUCAUACUUACACAGGAAGAGCAAUUUGACUCAUGUGAGAAACGAUCACAGGCCAUGAGGUUUAAAUCAUGUAAAAUUGAUUACUUGUUAUAAAAAGCUCGUUGUGACACGCAGCUUUGAAAAAAAAAACGGGACAGGGAAUCUGGAGGAAUUAUGAUGUCACAUGCUGGUGUUCGAUGAUGAUGAAUGCUGAUGUAAGCUCCGCCCUCAUCCGUCCGAGCGCCUCUGUUGCCCGGCAUAGCCAGGACAUGUCGACCCAUAUAUCUACGAUCGAACCAUAUAUGCAAAUAUUGCGAGUGAAACAACUUUUUUGUUUAAAUGUGCGACGUCUGUGUGCAUGAGGCGGGGAAACAGUCAUAUGUCACAUAUCAGUGAAAAAAAGGGCUUUCCCAUCCCAGUCAUCUCUCUCCAGCGGUCCUCCAUCCAUCAAAACCUACUUUUUAUUUUCCCAGAGACAGAAUAAGAGAGAGAGAGAGAGAGAAUGAAUAUUAAGGCUAAACAGGAAGAGAGCUUUGUUCACUCUUCCAUGUGUGAUGACAGCAAGGAUGAUGAAGCUCACCAUCAUCCUCACUAUGGCUUCAAGCGUUCUAAAGAAUCUCUGUCUUCCAAAUAACGUAUAAAGACGAAGAGAAAAAGACGUUAUCUUAUUUACGCCCAGUGCUUUCUACACAUCCUGUACGUCAGAAACACUUUGUGUUUUAAUGCAGCUUCGUUGUCACUCAUUAGCUUAGCAUAUGGUGACAAAAGAAAGCAGCGUUUUUAUUGGUCAUCCUCCAGGGAGCGGUGCAGAUCCAUCCUCAGGUGUUACUUUGAGAACGUCUGGAAGAAAAAUUUCUUCUAACAUUCUUUAAAGGAAGCACACAGGAACACAUAGAGGAAGAGGAAACAUUUCUCAAAUCAUUCGAACUUUUAAUAAAUCCUUCUUUUCUGCACUGGAGCUUUAGGACUUAUUUAGUGAACAAGUAACAGAAGCCAGAUUAGCCUGCUGUGAGCGAUCACAAAGCUAGCUAUCCUCUGGCUUUGUAGUUCAUCAGUCCACGCUUUACAUGUUAGCCUUCGAGUUGUGAUGGUGUUGUACUCCCGCUAAUGUUUUCUAGCUUGCCAGCUACAUGAAGCUUGUUAGCCUCCAGCGCAGAACUGAAGGAACUCAAUCUGUAGCCCAAACUUAACUCCGCUUCAUUUCAGCUAAAGGGGAAAAUUCGUUUCUCCUCGUGUCAAACUGUCUUUGCACCAGGAUUGACACACUAUCUGUUCCGAUGCUUUAUUUCCUUUCUUUCGCAUCCCGGACGAGUGCAAGUGAGAAACACGUGUCAUACACAAGGCUAUGCAUUCGCUCUGGCAACCUAAAGUGGCUCCGUGGCCAAAGAACGGUCAUGUGACCCGACAGCGGCCGCAGGUGAGCGGGGUGUGCAGAAAGCAUCACAGGUUUGUUUUUUCUUUUUGUUUGUUUUUGUUUCUUUUAAAAAAAAGAUCUGGAAGAAUAUUACCUACGAAGAGCUGAAAGAUUAUUUACAGAAUAUAUAAAUAUAUAUAUAUAUAUGUAUAUGUGGUAUACAUAUACACAUUCAUAUACACAUAUAUGAAUUACAAAUGUUUUAAGAUAUGAAUAAAAAGUUAUUAGAAUUAUAAUAAAGAUGCAGGAACCUUU